Aspergillus glaucus CBS 516.65 is the source of this 2555-nucleotide messenger RNA. RefSeq names its product mRNA export factor mexA. Gene Ontology annotation, biological process: poly(A)+ mRNA export from nucleus. The transcript has 3 exons. The record is from RefSeq and is a predicted model, not a curated record. Gene Ontology annotation, molecular function: protein binding; RNA binding. The coding region runs from base 256 to 2280 and encodes 674 amino acids. NCBI's taxonomy places the organism in Eukaryota, Fungi, Ascomycota, Eurotiomycetes, Eurotiales, Aspergillaceae. Gene Ontology annotation, cellular component: nucleus.
CUCGACUUCGAGGUCAACGCAGGCCUCGCUUUAUACAGCUUACCUCCGUUCUCGAGUGUCUUUCUUUAUAUCCUGCGUCUCUCGUUUUCUGACGAGCCCCAUCAAGAACUCGAGGCGCAACUUCCGCUCCGCGAGUUUUUUUCCUUUUUUCUUCGUUUUUCUACUACCUUCUACCUACUCCCACAACGAAGACUCCCUCGAUAAUUUCGCCUACUCCUCGUCGCUACAACUUUUAAAACGAAUAGCAUGAGCAAAAUGAAAGGCGGAAAAGGUCCUCGACGCUCUGGUGGGACGGAUCGCGGAGGCAUUCGCAAGCGGGGUGGUCCUACACGAGUUGAUCGAGAUGGUGAUAUGGAGAUGGAUGCUGCUGGUGGAGGUGCUCGGGGCCGUGGCAAGAGAACACGAGGCGAUUCAGGCCGCCCCUCAGGCCCUCGGGCUCCUGCGGUCGAUGCGAUCCAGAAGGCGAUUUCCGGCAGCACCACCACCCCCCAGGUCAAUAUCCGACAGGGCGGCAAAGGAAGCAACCUCGAACAAGUCAGCAUCCGUGGAUGGAAACAAAGCAAGGCCGCCUCGAAUCGCGACGGUGGUCACGAAAGCCUAGUCACCUUCCUGGAGAAGAAAAUCAAUGCAACCGACUCGAAAGCUGGCUCGCGCGCAAGAAUAUCAAAGUCGCGGAUUGAGGGGGACACUCUAAUCGUCUCGAUCCGGCCGGAUUUGCUGGACAGGAUUCUUCGUCUGAAUGGGUUUUCUUUCGCUGGAGCUCCUCUCACGGUCGAGAAAUAUGAUGCCAUGACCGAUCAGCCUAUGAUUUCGGACAUUGCGCAAAAUGGCAGCUCUUCAUCAGCUGCCGACACAAAGGCCAAAUUAUCGACUAUCCUCACCAAGCGCUACUUCCAAGAUGCGAAAUUACUCAACCUCUCGGCGCUCGCAACUGACCCUGACCUUAUGGCUAUGGGCAUGUUCAAUACCACGUCGACCGAGUCCAAGUUUUUCCCGGCGCUGAUGAAAAUCUGGGAAACGAAUUUCACCAACUCUGUUGCGAAGCGAGAGGCCGUCAAGAGUGUUAGUCUCUCGGAUAAUCAGCUGGCCAAUAUCUCGGUGGUCACCACGCUCGCUCAGACAUUCCCCGACUUAGAGAACCUGGACUUGUCGAGGAAUGACUUCAAGGACGCACAAGCUCUUAUCGCGUGGCGCUGGAAAUUUAGGAAUCUUGAAUUUCUCGAUCUCACAGGGAAUCCAUUCAGCGCGGAUCCCUCCUUCAAGGACACGAUGCUUAAGUGGUAUCCAAAGCUGCGAAUCUUGAACAAUACGGAAGUCCGCACAGCAGAGGAACUGGCUGCGCAAAAGAAGACGCCAAUUCCCAUCCAGCCUCCGUACUUCCAGGAUCAGUCGCAGAUUGCCGAAAACUUUGUCAAGGCAUUCUUCACCGGCUACGACACUAAUCGUAGUGGUAUCCUAAACAGCGUUUACGACCAAAACUCCACCUUCUCAUUAAACGUGAACGCGACAGCUCCGAGAGCCCAACAAACCGAGACAGCAGGAUGGGACCCGUACAUUAAGAAGAGCCGGAACCUCCUCAAAAUCAAUCAUCUACCAGCUCGAAUGUCUCGAGCCUACCAGGGCGUGGAAAAGAUCCGUGAACUAUGGAACUCGCUCCCGGCAACCCGGCAUCCCGAUAUCGCGGCACACCCGGAAGAAUGGCUUAUCGAAUGCCAUCCCAUGCCGGGACUUCCUGAUCCGACUGGGCAAAGCGCAACAGGUGUUGGUGGUUUACUCAUCAAGGUGCAUGGAAAGUUCGAGGAAAUGAGCACAGGAAAAGUGGAAUUGCGCAGUUUCGAUAGGACUUUUCUUGUCGGCCCCGGGUCAGGUGCAGGAGGCAUCAGGGUGAACAGUGAUAUCCUCUGCCUGCGGGCAUAUGGUGGACACGAAGCAUGGACUGUUGAGACUCCACCAGUGCCUCAAGCGGUGCCUCAAGCAGUUCCUCCAGUACAAUUGCCUCCAGUGCCUCAAGUGCCAGGAGUCCAACCCCCGACUCAACCGGUGGCACCACCCGCAACUCCGGCGGGUUAUGGUUUUCCAGCGCCUGGAAAGCCCGAUGUGCAAGUACAACAAGAACAACUGGUGAUGCAGAUGAGCGCGAAGACCAACAUGACUUUGCAGUACUCUGAGAUGGCGCUCUCGGGUAAUGGAUGGAACGUGGAAGUUGCGUUGAAGAAUUUCGAGGAACUUAAGGCACAGGGACAACUGCCACCGGACGCCUUCCUCCCUGGAACGAUUUAAACCUCCCACAUGCUACUUCGUUCGAUUUCGACAUUGAAUAUUCUCCUCUUUGCGCUAACGGCAAUGCUACUUGCAUUCUACAGCAGCUUUUUACUUUAUUUCUUUUUGGGUUAGGAUAUAUACGGAGUGACUUGCUUUUGCAUGGCUUUGGCGAAUGGACGAUGGCUUCUCAACUUGGAAUUACAGUACUACUAUUAUCUUAUUCAUACAGCCUUAUGAUCAUGUCAAUAUAGAUGGCUACCUUGUAUCAAUUAUACUAAACAAUUUGUUAUCAU